Molecule: messenger RNA, 498 nt
Organism: Verticillium alfalfae VaMs.102
Lineage: Eukaryota; Fungi; Ascomycota; Sordariomycetes; Glomerellales; Plectosphaerellaceae
Product: torulene oxygenase
Exons: 2
Coding region: 1-498 (165 amino acids)
Molecular function (GO): oxidoreductase activity, acting on single donors with incorporation of molecular oxygen, incorporation of two atoms of oxygen
Source: RefSeq, a predicted model, not a curated record
AUGGGCUCUGCCGCGAUGCUCGCAGAGGCGGCCGCCUUGCCGGGCACGGCACCCGCCCUGCGCACCCCGCACGAUGCCGAGGCCGACCGGAAAGAGUUUGCUCAGAACAUCGCCAAACAGACCUACAAGGAAUGGCCCAACGAGGCCGGUUUUGACGGCCUCACCGAGGAACGAGGGCCCCUCGAACUGACCGUCCGCGGCCACAUCCCCGACUGGGCGGCCGGCUCGCUGUACCGGACCGGCCCCGGCGCCUGCAAGGUCGAGAACAGCCCCAAAGGCACCCACUACGUCACGCACUGGUUCGACGGCUUCGCGCACACGCACCUCUUCCAGAUCGUCCCCGCAGACGAAGCCGCCGGCACGCCCCUGCGCGUCGUCUACUCGUCGAGGCGCCAGGCGAGACGCUCGUCAGCGAGAUCAGGGCUCAGGGCAUGCGCAACGCCUACUCGUUCGGUCAGCGCCGGGACCCCUGCAUUGGUCUGUUCGGAAAGGUCAUGA